AUGCGAGUCGCGCAAACCGGAGACUCGGCCGAUAAACUUGGACCUUUGCGGUGUUGUGAGGGCAGUUGUUGUGGUUACCGAGUGAUGGGUGGAGGCGUUAAAAGGUUCGAGCAGCCCGAAGAGUUGACCAGUGGAGUAGCAGAGGCUGACGGUCUGCAGCACCCGAGUCUGACCGGCCAACUGCUGGCAGGCUUGUCGUCUCGCCCAGUCGAGUUGGGCGUCAGGCUGUUGCACGUCUCCUCUUCCACUUCACAGCGGUGCUCCACUCGUCCUACCGUCCGUUGUCCACGGCCAACUUCCACCGGGAAUAGUGGUCUUAUGCUCCUCCCGAUUGUGCCACGCACACACGCGCACACACACGCACACGUGGCGUACCUCAACCAGCCGCUUGACCAUGCCUCACGACCGCCUUUUGUGUCCUCUUCUGCUCACCCACCUCCCGCCCCCCCCGAACCUGCCUGCUCAGACGAUGCAGACCUGCACGUUUGGCCCUACGGUCAGACGGCGUUCGUGAUGCCCGAAAUACCCACUCUCGAGGCCGGCUCCGUACCGCUCUCCGAGUUGGACGUGUCCGCGGCCGGCCUCGACGCCUCGCCAUUGGCCGGCGAUGCCGCUGCCGACUCCGCGGCGCCCGCAACCGCGGCCCACGAGCCACGGGAGGAGCGCAUCGAGCCGGUGGAGCCUAGCCAGUCAGCACCGAGCGCGGAGGUCGGGCCGCUCGCAGCCCCUCGGCGGGCGGCUGAGUCGGCGACCAUCGCGACUCGCGCCAGGCCAAGGCUCGAGUCGCCGGGUCCGAGUCCCGGCUCCGACUCCGGCUCCGGCUCCGGCUCCGGCUCCGGUCCGGCGCCGCAUGCCCCAUUGGAUGGUUACGAGGCGACUCGGGCCGAGAGACGUCGCUACGCCGAGGUGCCUCGGUACAGCCGAGUGCCGCCCAGCCUCGUCUACGCGUCUCGAGAGAGUCCCGCGGUGAUUCGUUGCGUGGCCGGCCCAGCGAUUACACUCCGCGUCGUCUGCGUGACUCCGGGCACUGGGGACCGCGCAACGGCGCCUACAAAAGGCACUCAGAUCAGCGGGUACCCGACGACGCGUCCCUGGCUGCCCAGAGCCGAGACGUCGAGGCGACUCGGUCGGUCCGUCCGGACCCGUGCCUCGUGCUCAUCUGCCCAGUUGCUGGAACAUUUGCAGCUUGGAGCCCAUCGAACGGGCAAGCAGCGUCUGCCACGUAAAGCCGACGCGACUGGACGCGAUGAG
Messenger RNA from Protopolystoma xenopodis, 1251 nucleotides. Lineage: Eukaryota; Metazoa; Platyhelminthes; Monogenea; Polystomatidea; Polystomatidae. The record is from the annotation of a GenBank genome assembly.